AUGAAUUCUGUAGUUAAGGUAAAACUUAGCCUCGGAAGGAAUCUGUCAGAGCUGGUCGUCUGCUUGGCGUACCAUCCGUACGACUCAGUGGACCCUCCGCCUACGAGGGAACUCAGAGUACUGAUUGACCACUGUGCUACCAACGGUCUGCACCUGGUGAUAGGCUGUGGCGCAAACUCGCACCACACCGUAUGGGGCAGCACCAAUAUCAAUGAAAGGGGCACAGCGCUGCUGGAGUACCUUACCGCUACGGGAUUAGAGAUCCUCAACGCAGGCUCCGCUCCCACCUUUGUUACCACCCGUAGACAAGAGGUAAUGGAGUUGAUCUGGGGCUCCGCAAAGGUGACACAGGUUGUUAAAGACUGGCAAGUUCGAAACGAGGUGACACUCUCAGACCACCGCCUUAUUACAUUCAAUUUGAAAGGGGAAAGGGAAGACAGUCCUGGGAAGGUUUACUGGAAUUCUAAAGCCACCAACUGGGCACUCUACAAAGAGGGACUGGCUGGCAGACUGAAGGGGCACCGUCAACGCCCCAGGACCAUAGGGAAGAUUGAGCGGGCGGUGGAGCAUCUAAGCUCUGUCAUCACUCAGGCCUAUGAAGCAGCCUGCCCUACCAAAACCAGGAACAGCAGUAAAAGGGUCCCCUGGUGGAACAGAGAACUGGACAAGGCCGGAGGGGAAGGCCGCAAACUGCUGAACAAAGCCAUGAAGGCCAACACGGAACCAGCCUGGCACAACUAUAGAAGGUGA
Molecule: messenger RNA, 750 nt
Organism: Osmia bicornis bicornis
Lineage: Eukaryota; Metazoa; Arthropoda; Insecta; Hymenoptera; Megachilidae
Exons: 1
Coding region: 1-750 (249 amino acids)
Molecular function (GO): catalytic activity
Source: RefSeq, a predicted model, not a curated record